AUGGUAUUGCUUACCACCCUCAAAAAUAUCGCCGUGGUUGGUGCGAGCGGCAAUGUUGGCACCCAUAUCACAUCGGCUCUCCUUGCGAAAACACACUUCAACGUCACAGCGAUCACACGUACAGACUCCAAAGCCACCUUCCCACCAGGCGUUCGAGUCGCACGUAUCGACUAUAACAGCCCAGAUACCAUAGUCAAAGCUUUGACAGGACAGGAUGCACUCGUUAUCACGAUGAGCGUGUUUGCUGGUGGCGCGCAGGAGCAACUCAUUCGUGGGGCAGCUCAAGCCGGCGUACCAUGGGUUCUACCAAACGAGUUUGGUAUGUACAACACAGAGGAAGCUCAGAAUGAAACUAUCGGACCGGGAAAGACAAUCGCUCGCAAACUCAUCGAGUCGCUCGGCGUUUCCUCUUGGAUAGGCCUCACCUCAGGUUUCUGGUACGAGUACUCCCUCAGCGGUGGUUACUACGGCAUCAACAUACCGAAGCGCGAAGUCACUUACAUAGACGACGGCAAGCAGCGUCUGAACACCGCCACAUGGCCCCAGACUGGACUUGCCGUGGCAAACUUGCUAUCUCUGCCAGUAUCUGGAUCUGAUAGCGAUGGGCCGACACUGGAGCAAUAUCGCAACCGCAUGCUCUUUGUUUCUUCUUUCGCUCUUAACCAGCGCGAGAUGUUCGAGGCUGUCCAGAAAGCAACGGGAACUACGGAGAAGGAUUGGAGAAUUACAUCCGAGCCAGCAAAGCAACGCUUGGCUACAGCUAGGCAGAGGAUGAUGAUGGGCGAUCGUAGGUCCUUUGCAACGGUUUUGUACACACGCUAUUUUAUUGACGAGGCGGGCCUAUAUGAGAAGAACCAUGGCCUGAACAAUGACGAGCUAGGCCUUCCGAAAGAGGAUCUGGACGAAGCUACGAAACGGGCCGUGGACCUGGCGUAUACGGAUUAUCACAAGAACAUGUACUCGUAG
Messenger RNA from Alternaria postmessia, 966 nucleotides. RefSeq lists its product as uncharacterized. Gene Ontology annotation, molecular function: oxidoreductase activity. Lineage: Eukaryota; Fungi; Ascomycota; Dothideomycetes; Pleosporales; Pleosporaceae. The transcript has a single exon. The record is from RefSeq and is a predicted model, not a curated record. Bases 1 to 966 code for a protein of 321 amino acids.